AUGGUUGAGAAAGUUGUCAAAGACAACCCUGGCAGGUACAGUGCAAUACUGUCACUCGUCAAAAAGAGGAAGAAUGAGUGGAAGAAGAAGUAUGCAGAAAGAGAAAAUGAGCAACAAGAAGCCAGAGAGGCUAAGUUACAAGCUCAAGCAGAGGAGCAUGCAAGAAAAAUCAAAAAGAAAGAAGAACAGCAGGAUGAAAGGAAGAAACAGGUGGAAAAGUAUGGAGGGCCAGCUUCAACCCCAGCAGAAUGUGAGAAAUUCAUUGCAACCGUGUCACCACUUCCAGACAUCAAGCAGAGACUUGUUCUCAGGGCACACAUAACGUACCUAAAGGAGAAACACCCUGCUAUUGCAAAGUCCAACAGCCUGUUCAUACUUUCAUCAGGUGGAAGACCCCAUGAUCCCGACAAGCUUUCUGCAAACUUGCGUUCGAUAUUAGGCUCACCAGAACUCCACAGUCAAAGUGAAGCAGCUACAGAGCCAGAAGAGGCAACAACAUCUGCCCCACAGCAGCGGUUGACAGCUGAGGAUGCUAAUGACCAAGUUGACAGAAUUAAGGCACAACCAGUUGAGGGUGCAGAAAACAGUGAGAGCAUCGACUGGGAUGACAGUGAAGAGGAAAGUGAUGCAGAGGAGAGUGAUGCAGAGGAGAGUGAUGCAGAGGAGAGUGAUGCAGAGGAGAGUGAUGUAGAGGAGAGGAAUGCGGAGGAGAGUUCGGAGGAAGAUGGAGAAGAAAGCAAACAACACAGGGAGGAACCUCCAGCAAAGAAACAAAGACUGUCAGACUCAGAGAAAGAUGAGGAAGAUGAAGAGGACAUUGUUAAUGGAAGCAUGGUUGUAGUUGCCUAUGAGGAUGAUUGGGCUUUGGGCGAAGUGAAGGAAGUGAAGGAUGACGGUGAACUGGAGGAGCGAAACGAUGACAGCUCCAACAUCCAGGACGAGAAAUUGUUGGAGGCUGCAGGCUCUUGUGUUGGAACAUUUGAGAUCAGUAUUGAGCAGCUGAAGCACCCAGAAAAUUUCAGAUCAGGCCGCGGCCUCCCAGACCAGCGUCCCGACCUGCCGGGGCAGCACACCCCAGAACGGGCCCAGAUAAGUACCUAA
Molecule: messenger RNA, 1101 nt
Organism: Branchiostoma floridae (Florida lancelet)
Lineage: Eukaryota; Metazoa; Chordata; Leptocardii; Amphioxiformes; Branchiostomatidae
Product: KNR4/SMI1 homolog
Exons: 4
Coding region: 1-1101 (366 amino acids)
Source: RefSeq, a predicted model, not a curated record